This is a messenger RNA of Hibiscus syriacus, 1928 nucleotides long. RefSeq lists its product as uncharacterized. The coding region runs from base 149 to 1765 and encodes 538 amino acids. Gene Ontology annotation, molecular function: hydrolase activity. The record is from RefSeq and is a predicted model, not a curated record. The transcript is spliced from 13 exons. Gene Ontology annotation, biological process: GPI anchor biosynthetic process. NCBI's taxonomy places the organism in Eukaryota, Viridiplantae, Streptophyta, Magnoliopsida, Malvales, Malvaceae. Gene Ontology annotation, cellular component: endoplasmic reticulum.
UUUUUGUUAGUUCACAUUCCUAAAAAGAUAAAACUCUCCGGUUAGCUCGUUAGACUCAAGCUGUGCUGCACUAAUCCGCCGGAUCUCGUGGCUGAGUCCCACUCUCCGACGACAUCCGAAGGGUUCUGAGCUAAAAAGGGAAGAGUCAAUGAAAGAGCACGAGAAGUUGACUCUGGUUCUGUGCCUAAUAUGGACGGCAACCAUCCUUUACGGCGAGAUGUUCUCCUUUUACAUGCCCUUUCUUUUCUCUUGCUCUUGGCCUCACCUUUCUUCAGCAUCUUCUUCCAAUUUCACUACGAACGGACAAAGACAUGCAGCUGAUUAUGUGAAAGUCGCUGUUGUGGCUGAUCCUCAGAUCAUGGAUAAAACCUCCCUUCGAUUGCCACCUAAAUCACUUGCUUUGGAGGUUGUACAAUUCUAUACAGAUUUGUAUAUGCGCAGAGCCUUUUUAUCAUCCAUCCGUCCCUUCAAACCAGACGUGGUCUUGUUUUUGGGUGAUUAUUUUGAUGGAGGUCCUUUUUUAUCAAAUGAAGAAUGGCAGGAAUCGUUAAGCCGACUGAAGCAUAUGUUUGGUCUAUAUUCAGAAGAAAUAUAUUCCAAUAUUAAAGUUUAUCACCUUCCUGGAAACCAUGAUAUUGGUUAUGCAUCUCUUCAGUCUCAAAUGCCGGAGGUGGUUAGAAGGUAUGAAAAAGAAUUUGGGAGCAGAAAUUAUCGAUUCAUGGUUGGGGAAGUGGAGUUCGUAGCUGUUGAUGCUCAAACUCUAGACGCGAAUCAAGAAGGAAGUUUUGCUUCUGCAACUUGGGAUUUUGUUACCAAUGUCUCCUCAGAUCAUCAAUUACAUCCAAGAGUUUUGUUGACCCAUAUUCCAUUAUAUCGGAGGGAUUGGACCGAUUGUGGACUGCAUCGUAGCUCUCCAAUUAUCAAUCAGCGAAUACAACAUCAUGUUUAUGAUAAAGAAGUAACGUAUCAAAACUACAUCACCAAGGAAUCAUCAAACCAAUUGCUAAACUUAAUCAAACCGGUUUUUGUUUUAUCCGGUCAUGAUCAUGAUCAGUGUACAGUGACACAUGAAUCAAAGGGUAGACCUGUAACAGAGCACACUUUAGGGACUAUAAGUUGGCAGCAAGGGAACCUCUAUCCGUCUUUCAUGCUGUUAUCUAUUAGAAACUCUUCACUCCUAGAUACAUUGAAGCCAGAAGAAGCUGUACUUACUCAUCUGUGCUUUCUUCCAAUGCAGACACACAUUUACAUAUGGUAUAUAAUACUAUUUGUUUUGACUGUCCUUUCUCUCGUAUUGUGGCCAACUAGUGGUCUGAGCUUUUGUGCUCGCGUUUAUGAUAUGGGGGAAUGUGUCAGAAAGUCAAUAAGUUUCACCUUUCGUCAUGGGACGAAAGAGAAAAAUGAAGAUGAGAAUUGCGAGUAUGAGAUGAUUUGGAGUGCAGAUGGAUCGAUGCAUCUUGUUAAGAAGGUUUUAACCCAACCUGUCGUUCACACAAAUGAUGGAGGCUCGUUGGAGAGGGGCAAUGCUGUGAUUAGAGCAACUGCUAAAAAGAGUGUUAAUCAGCAGACAGAGGUGUGCUUGAAUAUGGGCACAAAUGCAGAUUCCGAGGUUGAUCCAAAGAAGUUACCACCUAGAGCAAGCAAAUCGAAGGUGAAGAUCGUAAUACAGAGAUUCGUUCGCACAUUCCGAAUGCUUAUUCUUAUUGCCGCGGUGAACAUUCCUCUAUACAUGAUGUUGUUGUUCAAAGAUUGGAUUGAAAAAUGAUGUUCGAAUCGAACAUGAUAUGUUAUGCCAAACUGAGUUCUCUGUACACUUACGCAUAUGAAUGCUAGGUAAUUCAUAUUGUAUAACCUCUGAUAAUCUUUUGUUUUUCUGUAACAUUAUUAACUAAUAGCUAGAAGCAUGUAGUUGGCAAUUUAAAGCGUGA